Messenger RNA from Misgurnus anguillicaudatus (oriental weatherfish), 2019 nucleotides. The record is from RefSeq and is a predicted model, not a curated record. NCBI's taxonomy places the organism in Eukaryota, Metazoa, Chordata, Actinopteri, Cypriniformes, Cobitidae.
AAACACGCCUAGAAAAGGUAAACCUGUAGUUAAGGUUUAACUUAAGAGUCUUCGUAGCGCGCUAAGAGACAACGUUAUCGGGAAACGCAGCCUUGCACAAUACUGUAAGUGUAGUCUAAUUAUAUUUUUUCUGACAGUUGAUCUGCAGUUGGCUCUGGAUGAAUAUAUUGAUCAAAUGAAUAAAGAUAAGCCUGGUUUACUUAAGAAGGUGAGACACACAAGGCAGAUGGGUCUUGCGAAGGCGAGAAUCUCAGGCUGGGAGGCGGCAACAGGCCAAGUGGUAGCCAUUUUGGAUGCCCACAUUGAGGUUCAUAAGCAAUGGGCAGAGCCGCUCCUUGCAAGAAUCAAAGCAGACAGGACAACAGUGUUGUCGCCAGUGUUCGAUAAUGUCAAAUUUGACACCCUGGAUGUUGUUCGUUAUGGACCAGCGGCUCAUGCGUUUGACUGGGCCCUUUGGUGCAUGUAUGAGUCCUUCCGGCCAGAAUGGUUCAAACUUAAUGACCCAUCAGAACCUGGAAAGAGUCCCUCUGUAAUGGGUAUCCUUGUCGCCGAUCGUCAAUUCUUGGGAGAAAUUGGUGUUUUGGAUGAAGGAAUGGAGAUUUAUGGGGGAGAGAAUGUUGAACUAGGAAUACGUGUCUGGCUUUGUGGUGGGAGUAUUGAAGUGGUGCCGUGUUCCAAGAUAGCGCACAUAGAAAGAGCACAUAAGCCCUAUUCACGAGAUCUCAGCAAGCCCAUGAUGCGAAAUGCCCUGAGGGUGGCUGAAAUAUGGAUGGAUGAAUAUAAAUCAAAUGUGAAUAUUGCCUGGAAUCUACCAUUGAAGGAUCAUGGGAUUGACAUUGGAGAUGUGACAGAGAGAAAAAAGUUACGAGAGAAACUCAAAUGCAAACCCUUUAAGUGGUACCUGGAAAAUGUUUAUCCACAGCUAGACACCUGGGAGAACCUAGUGGGUUAUGGUGCGUUAAAGAAUGACCUACAAGAAGACCUCUGCAUUGAUCAAGGACCUGUACCUGGAAGUGUACCAAUUCUUUAUAACUGUCAUUAUUAUAAUCCUCAGCAUUGUCACUACAGCCGUAAUGGGGAAAUUUAUGUUGGAGGCAUCAAAUCUCACAUUUACAAUUCUAACCGGUGCCUAUUGGAUUCUGGCUCUGGAAACACACCAACAUUACUUGACUGUAAACAAGCCAAAGAGAAAGGACUUCAUAUAGAGUGGAGCUUUAUCCAGGGCCAAGAAAUAAGAAAUAAAAAUACAAACCGAUGUCUUGAGAUUGCACAAGGAGAGGAUUCAUACUACCACCUUGUUAUGCAAAACUGCACAGGUCAAAAUUGGAAAAUACAACAUGUUGUCAAAGAAUUUUAAUGAACAGAAUUUAAAAAAACAUACAGGUUCAGAAGAAAUGGUUAAAAUAUCCCAAGCUGUCACCCCUUAAAAAGGUCUUAAUAUGAAUAUAUUAGAUACAGAUAUACUAUACAUCUGGUACCAAUAUGCACCUUUGAGGUACUAAUAUAAGCUUUAUUGAAAAGGUACUCUUCCAGUGACAGCUAGGGACCAUUUUGUUACCAUUUUUUUCUGGGUCAAGUAAGAAAACUUUUUUACUUUUAUUCAUUUAACUUUUGUGUAUUUCUGCUCUGUUUUAUGUUAAACCAUACCUUGGUGCUUUACAGAACAUUUUAUUCAUUCAUCUUUCAACUUUUGGUGUAUAGAUCUUAAAAGUACAGCAUACAGAGCGUGUUUUGCUUCAUAAACUUUGGACGUUUGCAAACUGUUUUUACUGUUUACAUAACACUGUGUUAUGUAUGGAUAAAUGUUAUUGUUUUUAUUUGUUUGUCUACCAAUAAUUCAUUGUGGUUUAUCACACUGUUAUAUGUGACUUGACUUUAUUAGCUUUUAUUAAUAUCAAUAACAGCUAAUAUUAAUAUUAGUUGUUAUUAAUGUCUCUUAUAAUAGAUAACAGAUUGCUUUCACCACUAAUGAACUCUGUAUCAAAAAGUUUAUUUGUAUUGAAUGUUACUGUUGGGAGU